Messenger RNA from Fukomys damarensis (Damara mole-rat), 1392 nucleotides. RefSeq names its product olfactory receptor 10AG1. The record is from RefSeq and is a predicted model, not a curated record. Gene Ontology annotation, biological process: G protein-coupled receptor signaling pathway. Gene Ontology annotation, molecular function: G protein-coupled receptor activity; olfactory receptor activity. The transcript has 5 exons. NCBI's taxonomy places the organism in Eukaryota, Metazoa, Chordata, Mammalia, Rodentia, Bathyergidae. Gene Ontology annotation, cellular component: membrane. The coding region runs from base 1 to 1392 and encodes 463 amino acids.
AUGUCCAGGAGAUACGAUCCGAGCAUUGAAGCCCAGGAACGGCCGGGGUCUGAGUGCGACCUCGGUCUGCGUGUCGGGUCACGUGCUGAGAUCACAGAUGUGCCAGAUGCUCCCAGCACCAGCAUCUGUGUAUUUGUUAAACUCCCAUUAUGUUGGCUGAACCUUUUAAAUGAUGAGCUUUACAAAGAAGUAUGCAAUGUUUCCACGGUGAGGCACUUUGUCCUGCUGGGGUUUUCGGACCUUCCAGAGCUCCAGGGCUUUCUGUCUGGGGUGUUCACCAUCAUUUACUUGGUCGUGCUAAUUGGAAACAGCCUCAUCAUCACCAUAACAAUCCUGCACCCUGCACUACAGAGACCCAUGUAUUUUUUCCUGGCUAACUUUUCUUCUCUGGAAAUCUGUUAUGUUUCAGUCACUCUUCCUAGGAUUCUGUUCAACCUUUGGACACAGAAUAGGAACAUUUCAGUGCUGGGCUGUGCCACACAACUGUGUUUCUUCCUUAUGCUGGGAACCGCUGAGUGCUUCCUGCUGGCCGUGAUGUCCUAUGACCGCUAUGUGGCCAUCUGUCACCCUCUGCGCUAUCCUCUGCUCAUGAACCCAAAGAAGUGUGCUCAGCUGGCAACUGGCUCGUGGAUGGGUCCAGUCCCAGUCCAGAUAGGGCAAACGUGCCAGAUCUUCUCUCUGCAUUUCUGUAAGUCCAACCAAAUCGCCCACUUCUUCUGUGACAUACCCCCCAUUCUCAAGCUGGCCUGCGGGGACACUUCUGCUCAAGAGGUAUCUGCCUAUUUGUUAACAAUGCUGGUUGGUGCUGUCCCUUUCAUGCUGAUCUUUGCCUCUUAUAGCAAAAUCGUUUCCACCAUUCUGAGGUUGCCAACAGCCCAAGGCCGGGCCAAGGCCUUCUCCACGUGCUCUUCCCACCUGCUGGUUGUGGUGCUAUUCUUUGGGUCUGUUAGCAUUACUUACUUCAGACCAAAGUCCAGCCACUCUGCAGGAACUGACACACUGCUGUCUCUCUUCUCUACUGUUGUGACUCCCAUGUUCAACCCCUUCAUUUAUAGCCUCAGGAACAAGGCCGUGAUUGUGGCACUGAGAAAGUUAUUUUUUAAAAACACAGUCGUCAUACUUAGUAUGUUCACUGUUGUUGCUCUCUACCAUCCUUGUUAUGAUAUUUUGUUUUGUUUUCUUCAUAGAAGAAGAAGACUGCUUUUUAAAUUGUAUUUAUUAGCGCCCACUGGUUCCACACUGCAGCAAGACAAGCCAAUGCCGCGGGAAUCUGGCUCUGCCCAGGUGCUGGGAUCUGCAGCCCUUGGCCUCAGCCUGGCCGCCUCUGCCCAGUCGCCUCUGAACCCCUUGCACUGCGGACCAAGGGCCCUGCAGAUCUGGGGAGCGCUUUAA